GAGCAAUCGUUGUGUCGUUCGGUUUGAGAAAGGAAAGCAAUGCGCUCGGCUUGAGUGACCCCAGUUGCCAAGCCAACGGACGCGGGAAACGGGUCCAGGGUUUCCGCUACACCAGCAGCCAGGCAAUGCGGUUGGCGUCGUAGGGUGAUCGGUAACCCUCCCAGGAUAUAGCAGCUUGCGGCAACUCGACCACUUAACAAGGGUACACGCGUCCCGUAUCGUCUGUGUCAGGCAAAGACGAAACAGAAAGUUGGCUCUAUUUGAGUUGCUUCUUGUAUUCGUUCGGUAAAGUCCGAGGCUAGUGAAAUAGAAAAGGACUUUGCAAGCUUGUGAAGCAGUGGUAGUGAGUGGUUGGUAGUGCAAGUGAAAAAUACGACAAAAACACACACCAUGUGGUUGCGCUCGUUCAUUUCCACCAAACUCCUCGCCGGUACUGCAAUGGAGCUACGUAGGCAUCAGCCAAAGCGUAACCAUUGCAUCGUGUCAGUUACUGUUCCUGUUAGUGUGGAGGUAUGAAAGAAGUUUUAUCAAAGUGUGUUGCGGCAUGUUUAGGCGGGAAUGAUUGCAUCCUGAAGCAGAGCGCAUAAUAUGCUGGAAACGGUGCAAAACGCAUAGUGCAAUUAGAAAAUCAAAUGCUCACACUGUGUACUGUGCGAAAAUGUAAGCUCUUUCGAUAAGUUAGUAAAGUGAAUCUAUUGCACGAUUGUGUGAAAUUAGGCAAGGCCUGUGCUAAAGUAUUUGCAAGCUAAAUAUAGCAAAUUAAUAUAAAGUUUAUGUUUACGGUUUGGGCACACCGAUCAUUACUAGUGUCCGGUAAAGUGACAUCACACGAUUCGAAUCAUUGUAUAUCUGUUAGGUGCAUUGCCUUAAAACGUUCGCGUGGAAGCGGACCCACUGAGGAAAACACCUUCCGUUUUCGGUCCUCCUUGUCCAUCAGACGAAAUUUGCAGUGAAAAAUAAGUGAAACAAGAAGUGUGUGCAGUAGUGUUUGUGUGUAUGUAAAUGUGUAUGGGCUAGUGGGAGAAUAUAGUAUAUGAGUGCAGUUUCCGUGAACGUGUACGUGUGUGUGUAUGUGUGCUUGUACAAGUGAACGUGUUAGUAAAACGGUGUAUCCCACAUUCAUCCCAAAUACUGCUUGCCAGUAAGUACAAUGCAGGUGGAUGCACAAUGUUGUUUCGUGCGGAUUGCAAUACCAGCGGAGGAAAACGAUUGGAAUGUGUACAGUGUGUGAAUAUGGCCAGUUGAAGCCUAAACCUUUGAUGACGUAUGACCGACGUGCACGAUUGUAUCGAGUGUGAUAUUAUUUAAAGUGUGCUCACCAGUGAGCUGGUGAAAGAAUAAGAAAAAAGAUUGGAGAAUAAUCUAACGGAAUUUUUACACUGAAAGUGACGGAAUAAGCAUGGCAUGUACCAACAGGAUGUGGAAUAACCGAGUAUCGCUAAUAUUGUUUUUCUUCGUUUUAUGGAUAAGCGGGGAACUGACAGCGGCUUUCGAUUCUCAUCUUCGGGGGCCGUCAUUUGUGAUGGAACCACCGUCGCGCCUCGAGUUCUCUAACUCUUCCGGUGGCUGGCUGGACUGUUCUGCCUCAGGAAGUCCACAGCCCUCUAUCGACUGGCUAUCGGUGGAUGGGACAUCCGUUGGUGAUGUCGGAGGUGUUCGGCGAGUUCUACGGAACGGGACACUAGUAUUGCUGCCGUUUCCUGCCACUGCCUACCGGCAAGACAUCCAUAGUACAAUCUAUCGAUGCGUAGCGUCGAACACGGUCGGACGGGUCAUCUCACGCGAUGUGCAGGUCCGAGCAGUGGUUGCUCAAGCAUACAAAGUUGACGUUGAGGUGUUGGCAGCUUCCCGCGGCUGUACCGCGAUCCUGCGUUGUGUAGUGCCUAAUUUUGUUAAGGAGUUAGUACGGGUUGUCUCCUGGGUGCAGGAGCCGGCGUUCUACAUUUAUCCGUCGCUGCAAGGAGAUGGCAAGUACCACCUGCUACCGACGGGCGAGCUGCUGAUACACAAUUUAGAGUAUAACGAUCGUUACCCAUCCUACCGGUGUCGGACGAUGCAUAAACUCACGAGGCAGGUUGUCACAAGCAAUUCGGCUAAGAUACGGAUGAACGAACAACGAGGAAUAGUUUCGCCAAGUGUCGUGGAGCAUACGUCGCACGUCGCCGUGUCUCAGGACGAAGGAGCUGUGCUGCUGUGUGUCGCUCAAGGUUGUCCAUCGCCAGAGUACCGAUGGUACACACACAACGGUCCCGAACCGAUUCCCGUAUCCUCUGGACCUCGGAUACGAUUGCUCGGUCCGGUGCUGGCAAUCGAAGCCGUCACUGCCGAGGACGGUGGAGUCUACAAAUGUUCUGCGUCGAAUGCCGGUGGUGAAGCGAGUGCCGAUCUGCGACUAACCGUGUCCACGCCGAUUCACGUGGAAAUCACUCCAAAUGUACUCAGUGUACACAUGGGAGGUACGGCGGAGUUUCGCUGCCUGGUCACUGCCAACGGAAUGUCAGCGGGCCCGCAGCACAUAACCUGGUUUAAAGAUGGCCGCCAGCUGCCCAGUUCCGGGCGUGUGGGCGAUACACUGCAGGUGACCGGAGUGACGCGUGAAGACAAGGGCAUGUAUCAGUGUGUAGUGCGUCGCCAGGAAGGGGAUUCCUUCCAAGCAUCAGCCGAAUUGCAACUAGGAGACGCACCCCCGUCAUUGGUGUAUAGCUUCAUCGAACAAACACUGCAGCCUGGACCAGCUGUUUCGCUUAAAUGUUCGGCACAAGGCAACCCGACGCCACAAAUCGCCUGGACGCUGGAUGGAUUUCCGCUACCGACAAACGGCAGGUUUAUGAUUGGCCAGUAUGUAACCGUACACGGGGACGUCAUCAGUCACGUAAAUAUCAGCCACGUGAUGGUGGAAGACGGCGGCGAAUACUCGUGUGCCGCAGAAAACCGUGCCGGAAAGACAUCUCAUUCCGCAAGGCUCAACAUUUACGGAUUACCGUACAUUCGCCUAAUACCGAAAGUCACCGCCGUAGCCGGGCAUACAUUAUACCUGAAGUGCCCGGUAGCGGGCUAUCCGAUCGAGGAAAUUCACUGGGAGCGGGGCGGCCGCGAGCUGCCGGAGGAUAUGCGCCAGAAGGUGCAGUCAGACGGGACGCUCGAGAUCAAGGAGGUGCAGAAAUCGCUCGACUCCGGUGUCUACACGUGCUGGGCACGGAACAAACAGGGGCACAGUGCGCGACGAAGCGGCGAAGUGGCGGUCAUAGUGCCGCCUAAGUUGAACCCGUUCCACUCGUCCAUCCUUUCGCUGAACGUUGGCGAUCGGGCUUCGAUCACCUGUUCCGUCAUCAAGGGCGACAUACCGCUCACCAUCACCUGGCGCAAGGACGGUCGUCCGAUCGAUCCUACCCAGCGCAUGUCCGUGACACAGGUCGACCAGUACAACUCCAUCCUGCUGAUCGAGAAUCUGACCGCCGAUCAUACCGGCAACUAUUCAUGCGUUGUACGCAACACUGCCGCCGAAACCGAAGGCCAUCAGUCGCUGCUGGUUAAUGUUCCACCCCGUUGGGUAGUCGAGCCGACGGACGUGAGUGUCGAACGGAACCGUCACAUUAUGCUUCACUGCCAGGCUCAGGGAGUACCGGUACCGACGAUUCUUUGGAAGAAAGCAACAGGAAGUAAAUCCGGUGACUACGAAGAGGUGCGGGAGCGACCGUAUACGAAGCUACUGGUGAACGGGUCGCUAUUGCUGCAGCACGUCAAGGAAGACAGAGAAGGAUUUUACCUUUGCCAGGCAAACAACGGCAUUGGUACCGGAAUCGGGAAAGUUAUACAGCUUAAAGUGAACUCCUCUCCCUACUUUGCUGGACAAUCCAAGAUGGUCACGGUGAAGAAGGGCGACACAGCCAUCAUGCAGUGUGAGGUGAAGGGUGACAAACCGAUAAAUGUUGUUUGGCUGCGCAAUGGAAAACACGAGCUCAACCCAUCCACGAAUUAUCGCGUCUCGAUUAAGCAAGACGCUACGCCGGAGGGCAUCUCGGCCGAGGUGCAAAUAUCGAACGUAGAUAGCAGCGACAGUGGAGCAUACUUCUGCCAGGCCAGCAAUCUGUACGGGCGAGAUCAGCAGCUGGUUCAGCUACAGGUACAGGAGCCACCCCAACCACCGUCCUCGCUUGAGGCCGCAACGGUUUCGAGCAGAGUGGUGAACCUAAAGUGGCAGCCGCGCGGUGGUGACGCGGCAGAAGUUUCCAAGUACAUCGUUGAGUAUCGCGAGAUUGACCGACAGUGGCAGUACAUCGAGAUAUCUGAUCCGCCCGCCUAUUCAACUAUCAUCGAGAACCUUAAACCAGCGACCAACUAUGUGUUCAGAAUAAUUGCCGAGGGUCCAGCUGGUCGAAGCUCGCCGAGUCAGGAAUUGUUCAUUAAAACCGAUCCGCAACGACCGGCCGGACCACCGCUCAAUCUCGGCGCUCGACCAAUUUCCUCCACCGAGAUACUGAUCACCUGGAUGCCACCGUCGUACGAGUUGCGGCACGGUGAAAUACAGGGCUACAACAUCGGUUACCGUUCGAUGCAUGCCACGACAAACAGUUACAACUUCACCUCUAUCUCGGGCGAUGGGGAGGAUGGCACCGGAGAGUUACUGCUGGGUAAUUUGGCCAAGUACACGCGGUACACGAUCGUUGCGCAAGCGUUCAAUCAAGUCGGGCCGGGACCUCUGUCCGAACCGGUCACCGCACAAACGAUGGAAGACGUUCCAAGCAAACCGCCGGAAGACAUUCGCUGUAUGGCGCAGAGCUCCACCUCGAUCCAGGUGUCUUGGCAGCCACCGCAAGCGCACCACACGAACGGGCUUCUGCAGGGGUACAAGGUGUUCUACGAGUGUGCUACCGAAGAUGCGAUCAGCAGUGGCGAGAUGGAGACGCGCAAGACCACCUCCUUAACGAUACACCUGUCCAAUCUGCGCAAGUUUUCCAACUACAGCAUUCAAGUGUUGGCGUACACGCGCAUGGGUGACGGUGUGAUCUCUCCACCCUCCUUCUGUCACACCGACGAAGAUGCGCCCGAGGCACCGGCCGAUAUCAAAAUUGCCAUCAGCUCACCAUCGUCGCUGUACGUGUCGUGGCUUCCACCGCGAGACCCAAAUGGCAUCAUAACCAAGUACAACCUCUACAUGCGGGCUGUUAACGGAAGGGAGGAGCUGAACAACGACAAGCGAAACCUUCAAGCGCACCAGCACCACUUCGAAGCGAAGCAGCUGCAAAGCCACACCGAGUACCAGUUCUGGGUGUCCGCUUCCACCCGGGUCGGUGAGGGUAAAAGCUCACGCGUCGUUUCACAGCUCACGUCGAACCGCGUACCGGCAAAGAUCGUCUCAUUCGGUGGGCUCACCAUUCGACCGUGGAAAUCGUCCGCCUCCCUAAACUGCAUGGCAGUGGGACAACCGAGGCGCGAAUGGUUCAAGGGUGACACAUUGCUACGUCCCGGUACGCAACAUAACAUUCAGCUGCUCGAUUCAGGCGAGAUUAUCGUGACAAUGUUGCAAACAAGUGACACCGGUAAUUACACCUGCCAGGUUGACAAUGGUAUCGGUACGGAUCGGCUUACGCACAAUCUGCUAGUACAAGUUCCUCCCGGGCCGCCGGUACUGUACGUCACCAGUGCGACUUCCAGCAGCAUUCUACUGCACUGGAAGAUCGGAUCGACGGGCAACGCACCGAUCACGGCGUUCUCGCUCCAUUAUCGGCGAGUGCACGGAAAUCUCGAGGAGAUGCAACUGUCGCGCCAUGCAUCCAGCCACGAUCUGAAGGGCCUGUUCUGUGGCAGUACCUAUCAGGUAUACCUGGUGGCCCACAACAAGAUCGGAUCGUCCUCCGCCAGCACCACACUAAACGUCAAAACUCAAGGGCAACCUCCGGGCAUACCACCCGACUCCGUACUGAUAGCGCCAAAUUCAACGUCCGUGGUGCUGCGACUGAAUGGGUGGCCGGACAACGGUUGUCCCAUUAUGUACUUCGUGCUGCAGUACCGAUCCGUAUCGACAGGGCUGGAUGACGAGUGGCAUCUGGUGUCGAAUGCGCUCAAGCCGCAGCGACGCUUCACCCUUUCCGGGCUGUUGCCAUCCACGAUGUACCGGCUCAAGAUGGAGGCGCACAAUGUAGCCGGUUCGACCAAUGCCGAGUAUACGUUCUGGACGCUCACAAAAGACGGAGACCCACCACCACCAGAACUAGUACAAAGAGGACAUCGUUCUCAAAUUUUUUAUAACAAUAUUCAACUUCUGAUACCGAUCAUCAUCACCAUCACCGCCACAAUCAUUUGCAUUGCUUUCACAGUGGUUUGUUACAAAUACCGCCAAAGAGGCCGCCAGCGAAAAGACACAAUGGAAAGCCAGCAAACUACUGAUGCACAGCGGGAUCGAUAUUACGCUACAAUUCAUAAAGUAGCACUGCAGGCCGGUGACAAAAUACCUGAAACAUCCGAGGACAUCUCACCCUACGCUACGUUCCAGCUCUCAGAAGCCAGCACACUUGCCCAACCUCACCACAGCGGGCCUGCAAACACUUUGCUCCAUUCCUUCAUGUACCACGAACGCGCCAUGACCGAGGGUUGCGCCUCGCCACCACCAGCAGCGGUACUGAGACUUCACAAUCAAUCACCAUACUACAAUAUUAACUCGUCCAAGGGCCGCCGAAGACACUCGCGCAAAACGGAACCUGAGAGCGAGGAGUCAGAUUCGGACCCAGAUCAGUUAACGUCGAGCAGAACCGAAUCGUCCAAUCAGCUGGACGCGAAGAUGAAGCACAGUAAGGAUCUGGACGUGGCAGCUGGCGGCCCAGGCGACCACGGCUAUAACCCGAACCACUAUAUGCGUUCUAUUCCAGGUCUAAUUUAUCACGGCACGCAAUCGAGCACAUCGUCCGAUUUAUCGCCGAUGUCCGAACAAAAGUCGUUACCUCGGCGUGGCCGUUCAAGUCAAAGUCAAACGCACCACAUCUACAUGCCCAGGGGUACGAUGCGAUCACUGCUGACACCGCUCCAUCUGCCAGACGGUAGUGCGCCGGGCGGUGGCCCACUGUUCCAUCAGGUCCCGAUCGAGGGAGGCACACCGGAUCGGAUCGAGCUGUCCGAGGCCGAGUGCGACAUCGAUACGAUCAAGAAGCUUAAGCUGGGCAUGCGAUCGUCACUCUGGUCGAGACCGAAUCAGAGCAACAGCACCACGGCCGGACCCACCGGAGGGUCCAACAGUAACAGCAGUAACAACAACAUUAACAACAACAACGGUGGCAGUGGCAACAACAACAGCGCCAGCAGCAACAAUAACAACAAUGGAAACAGUGGCAUCGUGGGUAGCAUCAUGGGUGGCACUGGUGGUGGAAAUGCUACCGGACAUCCUUCCGAUUACUCGAUCGCCGUGUAAGCUGUGUCAGCGCUUUCGGAUCUCGGGUUAAAGAAUCAAAACCAAGCAGGACAACAGGUCGGCAAUCGUUCUCAGUAUUCCUUUUUAAGUGUAUAAGUAGCCCACGGAGCCAACGUUGUAGCAGAUAAAAAGAUAGGACGAUAAUCGUUAGACUAAAAACUAAAAACAAGACAAAACAAAACAAUAUGUCAUGUAGAGCGUGGAAUCAUUCCAUUACCUUCUGUAGGUCUUUAAACUGUCACCAUUUCCACUCUCUCCUGUUGCUACCACCGAUAUGCAGUGUGCGAGGUGGAAUGCUCAAUCAAAAGUAGGUAACGUUUUAUAUACACUUAACAAAAAGAAAUGCACUAUACACUAGCAACAACUUAAAAGGGGAGGUUGGAAAGUUGGAAAACGACCAUGCAGCUGGAUUCGAAUGAUCACAAGAAUCGUCCUUUUCUUAGGCUAGCUAGUGAAAAUUAAAAUGCAAAUUCUACCUAGAACUCACGCAGCCAUUGUGUGCGCGAGUUUGCGUCAGUAAAAGCCUGACAGAGCAAAUGUUGUGGAACGAAACUUUUUUUUUCAACACGAGUGUGCCAACUGUACUUCCUUCGCUCUUAUUGGUUGCCUUCCUAUCUACUACAAGUCCGCAAGCUUUAACUCCAAUGUUGGCAUAUAAACAAGUUUAAAUUUUACCCAAUCAAAUUGGCCGUUAACUGUGCCGCCAUGAAGUUGUUUAUUAAGAUGCCGCCAUGAAGUUGCUUACUUGUCGGAAUAAUUUUAUACUUUAUUCUUAGUGGGUUUUGAUUUUUUUUUAAUUGAUAAUGUAGAUGGCGUUUGAAUUACGCUUCAAAAGAACAGCAGUUUCACAAAUGAAUCAGAUUCUGAAUAACAGGACAAAAGGAAUCUAACAUAAGGAAAGGCAUACAAUGGCAAUGUAUGAAACCAAAUACACUACUACAGCAAGGAUUUUGUAAUCUGUGUAUAAAGACUGAAUUUUCAUUACUACAUUCUUAACUUUUAAAGUCUGCAGUUAAGUAGAAUGGUUCCGGAUACACAUACACACACAAACACUCAUAAAAAUUAUGAGAGAACCACUAAAAACACGAACAAAUCGUCUCACAACUUGCACGGGCUCCAACUGGAUGUUCCUUAACUGUCUGGGCCGGUCCGACUCCGGUCCGGGAUUGUUGCAUUUAGCGAAAAGAGUAGUCGAUCUUUUUGUCUUACUUACCGUAUCUCCUGCAAUCAGAAUGAGCGGCCGAUGGUGCAUCGAAUGCUUGCAAUACAGUACAUAAGGUUGCUUCCAGUAUCCGCUGUCCGCAUGCUGUCUUGCCACGCAGUGCGGUCACGGGACGGAGCUGAGGAUUUGUUCGAUAGAGCGGGUAUCAGAGCGGUGUAUACCACAAUCAAAUUUACAAAAUGGCCGAUAACUAUAGGCUUUGAGCGAUUUGCUAGCAGACAAAGGGCAUUAUGCAGCAGCAGCAUAGACUAGAAUAAAACAAACAAACAAACAAAAAAUAAUACGGCAAGCAGUACAGCGAUUCUUUCGACAGGAACAGUUUUGCACAGCUGAUAUCCAUACAUUAGUUUGUAGUCCCAAGAAAUGCAAAUUACGUACGCACACACACACUAGCGAUAGAUCGACAGAGGCACGAUUUUCUUUUGCUGUCUACCACAUAUAAUAGAAAUGGUUACUAGUUUACAAUAUACAUUGAAAAUCUACCAUCAGACGUACUGUUUUACCGAUAAAAACUAAGAAAAAUGCAAACACUCACAUAGCGGUAAAGCGAUACUUGUUUGCAUGAUUGUUUCAUUGUAGGCACUGAUGUGGAACAAAAAUCAACAGUAUAUCCCAAAGCACUAUCUCGAUUAUUAAAGCAUACAAUUACAAGUGCAUCGUUUUGCUACGUGACUUUUUUAUGGAUAACUGUUUUGUUUUUCUUAUCCGCGUAAAGGACUAUUUUAUUUUAUUUUACUACAAACGAAUCAAUCCGUUAGUACCGGCGAAAAAGCAUUUCAGGUUUUCCGUCUUUUCGAUUGUUAUUCUACUGAUUUAUGGAGUUUUGACUUUGUUUUUGAUAAUAUUGAAUAUCAUGUUACGUACUUUUGAAGAUCAGGAAUUUAUCUGUCACAAAUAGUCGUGGUUGCAGACAUACACUGCUAGAUACUAGAACUAAUGUCUGUAGCAUACGGUAGACAACAUAAUUCACCGACAUGGAGAUGCUUGGAAGGAGGUUCAUGCACAAACCGAUACGCCGCUAUAUAGCAUACAGUUAGUUUAACAAAAAUCGUAGCCAAACAGUGUGAAUCCGGUAGUUAAGCGUUAGAAGGCCAAACAUCGAACUGUACGAAUUUAUUGAUGAGCAAAACCAAGCCUAUUCACAGCAAUUCAGUAUGUAGAUGAAAGUAUAAGCAAAACAAAACAGACAACUCAUAUUUAAAAACGAUACAAUUUAUCAUAUAAAGUCGUCCUCAGGACGGAAAUUAUACAAUUCCUCACACAAUCGUACACACACGUUGUUCAUGCUUACUAAAACAUCAAACAUCGAUGUGAGAUGUUUAAAGUGAGUGUGGAAAUUGCAACCCUUUUUCACUAAAGAUACGCAGCUUUUUGAUUAAUUACAUUCAUUUCAAUAAAUAAUAAAAUAAAACCACUAACCUAAGUGGUAGCUAUUUAUGUUACACGUUUGUAUGUUUAACAUGUAUAUUUUAAGGCUAUGCCAUGUUAAUGAAGUAUUUUAUGUUACGAAUUACACAGGAAAGGGCACUGACAAAUAAUUUGUUUAAUUUUAAUUAUGAUUUUUGCUAAUUAAAAUUUCAAAGUGGCAUAUCAAAUAUUAAUGCCGUUUGAUUUUGUUUCGGCAAAAACUAUUUGGUUUUAUUUCAUACAAAAGACUCGUUCAAUGUGUACACCACACCAGAAGCAGCGUACUCGACAACAAAGACAGAAACAAAUUCUGCACUGUGAGUACAUCACUCUUGCAAUAUGCACUCCAUACAGCAAAAGUUUCGGCAUAUCUUUUUCGGCCAAUUUGUACAAUUGUGACUAGGAUAGCAAGAAAAGCGAAAUCUGAUAGUACAGGUGAGAGAUGAGAAAAAAGACAUGAAUUAAAAACAACAAACAAACAAAAAGGUGAUCAAAAUUAAAAUUAAAUUUUUACAACAACAACAAAAACAAAUACAACCGAUAAAGCAGGGCUCGUAGUACUCAUAAGCAAAGUAAAACGAUGGACAAGCACAUUAAAUGUCAACAGAGCAUCUGGAACAAAAACACAAUAAACUGCCCUACACGAAUUAUACGCGAUGAAAACGAAAACUCAAACAGAAAUUAAGAACUUUUAAUUAUGAUUAACUGCAAACAUAUUGAGACUCAUUGCCGCAUCCCGAGUAUCCACAAAUGAGUCCAAUUGAAACUGAUGUGCGAAAAUGUAAGGUAUAUUGUAGGUAAAUAGAUAUAUAUAUACAUAAAUAUAAAUGUGUGACCGAAAAGAGAAGAGCAAAAUGACGGUAAAAGAUUAAACCAUCGUUGUGUCUGAUAGCAUGAAUGUUUCUGUUACUGAAUGAAGUGUAUAAAAACAGCUAUGAUUGAAGAUUAAAAAAAGAAAUGAAAAAAACAAGUAUAGAUUAAUUAGGGUGCGCGGAAAAGGCACGAAACACUAGAAAACGUAGCAAAGCUAUUCGGUGCAAAGCAAACAGCAAAGCAAACAAAACAAAAAAAACGAUCAAAUAUUACUGAGAUGUUCGAUACAUAAUAUGAAAGUAGCCAAUCAUGAAGUCAGUGCUAAAGAAUUCAAAAUACAAAAAAUAUCCCACAAAAGAACACCUCGAACAAAGCAAACCGGCAACUGAAGCAACAUUAUACAUUAGAUAUGAGUACAUCAGUCAGCUAACAGACAUUUAGUGUCGUAGAUAACCAUUGACUACAGAAUUCCAAAAUUCAAGUAUUAAACAAAAAAAUAACUUUCUAACGGUAUAAGAAAAAGAAAAUGUUCACACUCUGAGUACGAUUAAAAAGAAAUGAAAAAAAGAGAGAGAAAGAGAGCAUUAAAUUAAAUGUACGAGUCAAACCAAAGGCACACGCGUACUUGCCAAAAUGGGAUACAAAUGUGCGUAAACGUAACAAACAGAAAGGACAGGAAACGAGGAACUUAAAAAUAAUAUGUUAAUAAAAAAAGACAUUGUUUGUAUUUAA
Messenger RNA from Anopheles merus, 11576 nucleotides. It is a transcript of the gene Dscam2, whose product is annotated as Down syndrome cell adhesion molecule-like protein Dscam2. NCBI's taxonomy places the organism in Eukaryota, Metazoa, Arthropoda, Insecta, Diptera, Culicidae. Gene Ontology annotation, biological process: cell-cell adhesion; axon guidance. Bases 1400 to 7402 code for a protein of 2000 amino acids. Gene Ontology annotation, molecular function: protein binding. The transcript has 18 exons. Gene Ontology annotation, cellular component: plasma membrane; axon. The record is from RefSeq and is a predicted model, not a curated record.